CACGCCAUUCACACUGCCAGACCCGAGGUGGAUGCUGCUUGCCACAGUCACUCCUUGUACGGCAAGGCGUUUAGCACGCUGGGAAGGAACAUUGAAAUCACCACGCAGGACAGCUGCGUGUUUUACAAGAGGUGCGCUCACUACGAUUCGUUUGGAGGUGUGGCCGUAUCGGAAGAGGAGGGCCAGCACAUUGCAGAGGCGCUGGGAAAGGACAAUGUCGCCUUGAUCAUGGCCAAUCACGGCAUCCUGACCGCUGGCAAGACGAUCGAGUCGGCUGUGCACAGAUUCAUCGCUCUGGAGCGUCACUGCCAAGUCCAGCUGUUGGCGGACGCUGCAUCGGCCAGGGACGGCAAGAGACCAACGCAGAUCAGCGACGAGGAGGCAGAGUACACGGCCAACCAGACGGCGUCGGAGCACGCUUGCUGGUUCCAAGCUCUGGGCAUCUUUGAGAUGGUCGACUUUGAAGCCAAACAGAGCGGCUACCCUUAUGCCGCUUGA
Molecule: messenger RNA, 498 nt
Organism: Ceraceosorus guamensis
Lineage: Eukaryota; Fungi; Basidiomycota; Exobasidiomycetes; Ceraceosorales; Ceraceosoraceae
Product: arad-like aldolase/epimerase
Exons: 2
Cellular component (GO): cytoskeleton
Molecular function (GO): actin filament binding
Source: RefSeq, a predicted model, not a curated record